Molecule: messenger RNA, 2245 nt
Organism: Amoebophrya sp. A120
Lineage: Eukaryota; Dinophyceae; Syndiniales; Amoebophryaceae
Source: the annotation of a GenBank genome assembly
AAAACACAAAUGCAGCUUCAUUACAAUGCCCUAAAAUUUUCCCUAACCGCAGCGAAGUACAACAAGCUGCGUGAAGAUCUGCAGAAGUUAUUUUUUACCGUAUCUCUAUCUCAAGAUGUACUCUAUUUGGCCUAGUAUACAACAAGUAUCAGCACAACUUUUCGCGGCCGCCCGUGAGGAUAAAUAAAGACUAGCUGUACAACUUACGUUGGAACACCAACAAGUUUCUAAAUCCUAUAAUCACAAAAGUCUCCACCACCUUCACCAACAUGGCCCAACUCGCCAACCCCUCGGUGCUGUGCGUGAACCAAUUACUAUGGACGGGCGCGGCUUUGUGCGGCGGCACGCAGCUGCUCGGGUUCAUUCACGGGUACGUGCUCCAAACGGAGGCGCUGUUUGACACGAUCGGCGGCUUGAAUUUCCUCGCCAUGAUUCCGCUCGCGUACUUCCAAUCGCAGGCGAACAAUGAUGACCCCCGGAAGAUCACGAUGACCACGCUUUUCGCAUUGAGCCGCAUGUGGCUGCUGCUGUUCCUUUGCUACCGCGUCCGCCUGCGCGACGGGGACAGCCGGUUCGAGGAGAUCAAAAAGUCCUUCUGUAAAUUCCUGAUCACCUGGAUGAUGCAGGCCUUCUGGGUGUUCGCGAUCUCCAUGCCGCUGUAUGGGAGUGCACAACUCCUGCUCCCCCUCAUUUGUCAUGCAUCAUACCGAAUACACGUCUUGCCUUUAAGCUCUCUCUGCAUGACAGAUUUUGGAACAACCUCAAACAGUACUACAUCAAUCCGUAUAUUAGAGAUUUGUCAUACGGAAGCCACAUUUCUGCCGUUGUUUGUGUUGCUGUGAAUGCCAUUCAAAUGAGGGGGAUGGGGAGUUAUGUACUUGCAUACGUUGCUGGUCGUCCUUGGGGCGCAGUUCCGCACGGAAUUCCGGUGGUACGACUACGUGUUCGCGGCGACGUUUUCUAUCGGCUUACUUUUACAAAUAAGCUCUGACAUCAUCAAGGCGAAAUGGGUCGCGAACGGACGCCCUGGCGGGAUCUGCAAGAUCGGGCCCUGGGCGUGGAGCCGCCACCCGAACUACUUCGGCGAAAUCCUCAUGUGGUUCUCCGCGUGGGCGUUCACGUGGCCGCUGGUGCGCGGCUUCGAGCAGUCCUUCCCGGGCGGGAUGUUCCAGAAGUGGUUUUUAGUCUACAUGAUCAUCGCGGGGUUAUCACCCUGCCUCACCUGCGUCUUGCUCAUGUGCGUGUCCGGUUUGCCGACCUGCGAGGGGAAGAAUUUGAAGCGGUACUACACGAACCCAAACUUGGUGGACGACUAUAAGGAGUACAGACAGAGUUCCUUUAUGCUGGUCCCCUUUCCUGGAGGGAAAUGCUUCCCGCUGGUGUUGAAACGGAUUUUCUGUUGCGAAUGGCCCAUGUACGAUUUCAAGGAGGAGGAGCUGGACGACGAGGAGAAAAUGCUUACAAGCACGAAAUCGAAGCGCUCUUCCUCCGCCUCGCAAAGAAGCAGAUCAGGAGGUUCUCAAAAUGCGUCGUUGACCAUGUCCCAGCAACCGGGGGUCGGGGCGGGAGACAGCUACUACGUGCGCACCGCCAACGGAUCUGUGGUGCAGCGGGCAUGAUCUAGAAGUAUCAAAACGCAUCUACUUGUACUUCGUUCGGCCUUGAAGAAGACGUUUAUUUGCUUGUGACCAGUACCGCCUCCCGUCCUGGGGACGAGGAACCACAACCAUUAAUCCCAUUGUACAAUCUUUCGACUAUCGCAGAGACGCAGAGGAAAUAACGAACAUGAAAUUUUUACACAGUCAGCAGAGUACCAUCAUACGAACGUACAUGUGGAUUCACUCAUCAUAUAUCUAGUAUCGUAAAUAUACAUGUAUCAAACGCGGCACUCCACGACCCAUACAAGAUUGCCAACUCAGAAAAUUUUUCUCCUGGUGAGCAAAAUCUGAGAAGAAAGUCUACGUGGCUUGAUGUCGCACGAGGACCUCCGAAAGUCGAGUUGUACAUCGUUUUCUCCAAAUAAACUUCUAGACAUGAAUUUUGCUAGCAGUGCUUCUGUUUUCCGAACAGUUGUCCUCGCUUAGUGUCGUUUACGCUCCAUGUUUUUCAUGAAACAUCCUCAUCCAAAGCUAGACCUACACCGAGUCAGCGAAAGCCACGGACAUUUUCCGCGUGGGCAAAUCAAGCCCAUGCACUUUGUGUUCUCCUCCGACUACUUCGUCUGACUCUGAAGAGCAUAGUCCCA